Debaryomyces fabryi is the source of this 1695-nucleotide messenger RNA. Its product is annotated as serine/threonine protein kinase. The transcript has a single exon. The record is from RefSeq and is a predicted model, not a curated record. Gene Ontology annotation, biological process: mitotic DNA damage checkpoint signaling; protein phosphorylation. The coding region runs from base 1 to 1695 and encodes 564 amino acids. NCBI's taxonomy places the organism in Eukaryota, Fungi, Ascomycota, Pichiomycetes, Serinales, Debaryomycetaceae. Gene Ontology annotation, cellular component: cytoplasm; nucleus. Gene Ontology annotation, molecular function: ATP binding; protein serine/threonine kinase activity.
AUGGCUCUUUCCAAUCCUUUUCAUAAAUCAGGUAGAAAUCAAGCCGUGUCGCCGUCAAAUCCAUCUGCUCCAAAUCAAAGACAAGAAGUACAACCAGCACAAGAAAAUCCUUAUAAAAAUCCGAAUGUCGUUACCAAUUGCACUUCACCGCUCAAAGUAAACGUUAAUAUGAUAAAUAAUAGCGACGAAGAAAUAGAUAGAAGAGGAGCUUCAUUGGGCGAGCCAUUUAACUUGUCCCCAUCCCCAAGCAUAUCGAGUUCGAAGAUUAACUUUGAUAAAAUUACACAACUACCCACGCCUAUCAUAAACAAUAACAAUGAGUCUUUUGCUAAUUUUAGUCCACCUAAAGAGCAAUAUCUUGACAUCCAGAAAUCGCGUAAUGUAAGGAACUUGGAUACUGGAAGAGUAGUAUCUGAAUAUAGGCCGCUGCACACGGGUCAUCAGAACCUAAACGUACAAACUCCUAGUAAAAGAUUUGUUUCUAAUCCCCUCAACGAUUCUUCGACGUCUAUUGUGUCCGUACCUGUGUCCAACAUCCCCAGCCCACCUGAUGAAACUCAAUCCAGGUUUUCCAAUCACCAGUUUUACUCGGUUAACCGUAACAAAGUGUAUAAUUUUGAGGACGAAAUAGGAACUGGAAAUUUUAGUACGGUAGUAUUAGGAAGCAAUGUCAAUGAUGCUGAAGACAAAGUUGCAAUUAAAGUAAUUUCUAUUCCACUCGAUAAUAUAGACGAAGUUCAUAAUUUCAAAUUCUUUAUUAGGAGAGAGUUAAACAUAUUGCAUAACCUUAGCCAUGCUUGCAUAAUUCACUUGCUUGACUACAAUUUGAACUUGAGCAUAGAUAAAUCUGAAAUUGAAAGCGUGCAAGCUAUUGAGAGUGAAAACGCGUCUGAAGAAGACCUCUCUUUACAAAGAGACUUAAAUAAUCUCAAGUCAAAUAAUGAUCAAUUAGUAUUUUUGAAUUAUUGCCCUGGUGGUAACUUAUUUCAAUUCCUGUUUGACAACUACAAACUUAAUCAUGCAAAUUUUUCUUACUGGUUGGUCAUUCAAAGAAUUGUCAGCGAAGUAAUUGUUGCCACUUCCUAUUUGCAUUUAAACGAUACGAUUCAUCGUGAUAUAAAACUAGAGAAUAUCUUACUUAAUUAUAAGUUUUACGAACUUGAGGGUAUACACCAUUUCGGAAACUCAUUCGCUUACCCUUUAAUUAAUGUGACCGAUUUUGGCCUUUCGAAGAAAUUGAAGUCUUCGAACGAAUUAUUAACCACCAGAUGUGGUUCACAAGAUUAUAUAUCCCCAGAAUUGCUAAUGGGUUUAAAAUAUGAUGGUAAGCUCACUGAUUCCUGGUCAGUUGGCGUUUUAAUAUAUGCGCUCCUUGAAAACAGAUUACCAUUUGAUAUUCCACCUUUAAGUACUUCAAGCCCAACCGGGGUGUCCCCAUCUGUCAUUAGAAGAAAAAGAGCUAAGAAUAAUGUAGCUCACAGAAUUGCUAUGAUUGAUUGGGAUUGGUUUAGGGUCACAGAUAUGUUGAAUGAUUCCCAGAUAGAUAAUUCUACUAAGCAAAUUUUGCUCGAGCUCAAGCAUACAGUCGACCUUCUCUUAGUUCGUAAGGACAAAAGACUAAGAGUUCAGGAGUUAAUAAAUCAUGAGAAUUUUGAUUGGAUUUCUAAGUCUGUUCCGGACGAUUUUAAAUUUUAA